GUACCCAUGCAGUCAUUUUUUCUGAGUGGACAACCCAAACAACCGAGUGAAGUGCGUAACAUCUUGCAAUAGCUCGCCGUUGUGCACCAUGGCGAACUUAAAAAUGUUUAUCAAUAAAAACCUCGUGGCGAUAGUGAUGAUUCCCUCGUUGAUUGGCAUGCACUGGGCGUGGGACAACUUGCAGCACAACAAGGUGCUGGUUGCUGACCACGAGCGCAAAGAUUUGCCAAUUGUUAUUGCCGCUAAGGCGCUGUGGGACCGUGUAGGAGGAAGCAAAUCGGAACCGGUGUCGGAAAAGUGAUGGCCAACUACGGGACCGAGUUGCGUAACGGCUACGGCUAGCGGUAUAGCGUUUAAUGGUAUGCAAAAUAUAUUUGUAGCAUUUUAACAGGUCGGCGCCAA
This is a messenger RNA of Anopheles aquasalis, 402 nucleotides long. RefSeq lists its product as uncharacterized. The record is from RefSeq and is a predicted model, not a curated record. NCBI's taxonomy places the organism in Eukaryota, Metazoa, Arthropoda, Insecta, Diptera, Culicidae.